Syngnathoides biaculeatus (alligator pipefish) is the source of this 2734-nucleotide messenger RNA. RefSeq names its product SR-related and CTD-associated factor 4-like. NCBI's taxonomy places the organism in Eukaryota, Metazoa, Chordata, Actinopteri, Syngnathiformes, Syngnathidae. Gene Ontology annotation, molecular function: RNA binding; RNA polymerase II C-terminal domain phosphoserine binding. Gene Ontology annotation, biological process: negative regulation of termination of RNA polymerase II transcription, poly(A)-coupled. The coding region runs from base 216 to 2429 and encodes 737 amino acids. The transcript is spliced from 18 exons. The record is from RefSeq and is a predicted model, not a curated record. Gene Ontology annotation, cellular component: nucleus.
ACGUCAACCCCGCGUGUGACGUCACAGCCUUGUCAGCACGUAUCGCGGGCCCGCACGCGCCCAAACUAAACUAUGUAAUCAUCGAAGAAGCUGGCACGCGUUUUUCUUUCACUUGGUUAGAUUAUUAUUGCCGGCCUUGACAUACAUGGUGACAAAUAACGACGAAUCGAAAAGCUAAGUUUUCAGCUUGGUUUGUGUAAGUCAGCGAAAGAAGAAUGGAAGCUGUGAACGCGUUCAACACGGAGUUGUUCUCCAUUAUUGAUGUGACGCCGCCGAUAUCUCGAGCUAAAAUGAUGUCUGUCACCAAGUUGGCAAUCAAAGCCAUCAAGCUCUACAAGCAUGUCGUCCAGAUUGUUGAGAAGUUCAUCAAGAGGUGCAAACCUGAGCUAAAGGUACCUGGCUUGUACGUAGUGGACUCCAUUAUUCGCCAGUCCCGUCAUCAGUUUGGCGUGGAAAAGGAUGUCUUUGGGCCGCGGUUCGUGAAGAACUUCACAGACACUUUCCACAAUCUUUACCAAUGUCCAGAGGAUGAUAAGAACAAAAUUGUCCGGGUGUUGAACCUGUGGCAGAAGAAUGAUGUGUUUGGCAUGGACAUCAUUCAACCUCUGAUGGAUAUGGCAGAUGGAGUCCUGUUACCACCACCUUCAGUCGACGUUCCCACGGAGCCACAACCUCAUCCCAUGGAAGCGGCUCCUGUUGAGCCAACAUCGGAAAUGCCCACUUCCGAUGCCUUGGCCGUGGUGGCCCGGCUGUUCCAGUCCCCGCAUGGUCAAGAGCUCCAGAGGAUGCUUCAGAACUUGCAGCAGGCAGAAAAGACCCACAUGGCCAAUGAUACAAACGAGCCAAGUACGCACCAGGUGAAUGUGGCCCAGCCCAACAUGCUUUGUGCGCGCACAGAAGAAAGGAGCACCCUCGCUGAGAAACUGCUAGACCGGUUUGACUAUGAUGACGAACCUGAAGAAGUAGCAACAGAGGACACAGAAAGGUCUUUAGGCAUCCCUGAACUGAUGCACAACAUGGAGACAAUUCCGCCAAUUCCAAAGGAACAGAAUGCAAGCACCCUUGAGUAUGGUGGAGUGUUGAGUCAUGCAGAGCAUCACAUGCUGCCAGACGGAUUCCAUUCCACAAAUGACGUGCAGAACUCCAAAUCACAAGGAGCUUUAAGGGAGGAUCCAUCCGUACAUAGCGAAGCGGGACAUGGAGCUUAUGGCAAGAGAAGAUCUGGUUCCAAAUCUCCAAGGAGAAGACGGUCACGCUCGUCAUCACGCACAAGAAGGCCCAGGCACAGGGGCUCCAGAUCGCACUCGAGAGAGAGCCGGUGGCGCUCUCGUUCGCAGGACAGAAAUGAGCGAGAGCGGGAGCGAGAGCGGCGGCAGAAGGGUCUCCCAAGCUUCAAGAGCAAAAUGCUCAGUGUGUGCAGCACAACGCUGUGGGUUGGUCAGCUGGACAAGAAAACCCAGCAAUCGGAUGUCGUGUCCCUCCUAGAGGAGUUUGGCCAGAUUGAGUCCAUCAACAUGAUUCCCCCGAGAGGUUGUGCCUACAUUGUGAUGGUCCACAGGCUCGACGCCUACACUGCCUUGAACAAGCUGAGUCGCGGUUUGUACAAAGUCAAUGGGAAGCCUGUGAAGAUUGCAUGGGCUUUGAACAGAGGCAUAAAGGUAACACACAAAAAGUUCUGGGACGUUGACCAAGGAGUGACCUACAUCCCCUGGAGCAAAGUGAGAGCCGAGGACCUGGACAGCUACCGAGAGGGUGGAAUGCUGGACCCGGACACGCUAACCGAAGAGUGGAAAAACAUUUUGGACCUCAACAAGCAGCAAGCGGCAGCGCCAUUGAAUGGCCUGUUGGAAAGCACGCCGGCAAGUGGGAACGUCGAGGCUCAGAUUCAGGUUCCAGCCGUCCAACAGGUGGCGUCCAUCGGAAGCCCACCGGUGUUCCUACCCCCUGUCAUGCUGUCUCCUGUGUCCAUGCCUCCAUCGGUGGGAUCUAUGCCGAUCCCACUGCAGAUUCAGCCUGAAGCCACUUCAGCAGGUGUCAAAUAUCCAACAGAGAUGAUGGUCGACCGCGAAGGAGACAAACCCUCGGACCUCCAGCUAGGUUCCCCUACGGGCCCCGCCAUCAACCCGCAGACCCCCCCGCCGGGUCUCCCGCCGAUGCGUCCUCCUCCUCCUCAUCAUCAUCAUCAUCCUCCUCCUCACGUGCCGCCCUUCCUCUCGCCCCCCAAUGCGCCCCACCCCAUGAUGCCCGGAGGACCCGUGUUCUCCCAGGACAGGUUCCGCAUGAGCUUGCCGUUCCCCCCUCGCAGCCCCGUGGUCCACCGACCCCCCUUUUUGCGACCGGACGGCAUGAUGGCGGGUCGGGCGGGGCCGCCUUUCAGAGGGAGGCCGGGCUUCAGGGGCCCGCCCCGAUUCCCCAGAGGAGGCUGGUGAUAAACACCGUUGUUGUUGUCCUAUCAAAAAGAACAAAGGGGUUGGGGGGUUAGAUCUGGCUGUAAAUACUGUACAUAGUUGCCGUCCAUCAUCUUUUUGUAUAUUUGAAUGAAAAUGAAUUUGGUAAUGCUCACGUCUAGAAGAAGCCCCAAAGUGUUUUGUUUUGUCGACUCUGCUUCUUCACCUUUUGAGGCAAAAAGAAAAAAAAAAUCUGUUCUGUUUUUGUGUCACCCUCUACCGGCACAACAACUCCCGUGUGUCGGAUAGCAUCAUAAUGUGGUGUUAUUAAAAAGAAUACAAUAGUU